GAUGUUUUCAUCAAACGUUCUUCUAGAAUGUCUCCAUUUCUUUCAAAUGAUGCUGUGGUCUUUGUCCUGUUUUAGUUCUUUAGAAAGUUCUUGGUUUUUGUGUAUUUUCUACAGACAAAUGUUAGGAUCUUGGUGUGUUUUAGGCUAGGAGUUGGUUAAGAUUGUUGGAUUUUCUAAUCUUUUUCAGUCUGGUCCUGCUCCAGACCGUCUUCAGAGGAAACAACAUCUCCCAGAAGUCUAAGGGAAGAAACUUUUGCUCCUUUUGUAACAAAUUCAGACGUUUUGCUUCAAAUAAACGACAACAUGUCAUACAUGUCACCAAUUAGCAUUGUUGGCGGUCAUGGAGGAAGUCCAUUUAAUUUUAUUGGUGCAAAAACUGGAGCUCUGCUUAAAAAGCUGGAUGUCUGUGUCGGACCAACCCAAGUGAGAUCUAUAACGGUCCUGAUGUCUGACGAUGUUAAAGAGACAUUUGGGACAUCAAAGGGAGCCAGUGAUAAAAUGCUCUCUUUCGAUUUUGAGGGAGAUGAAUAUUUUUCCGUACUCACUCUUUGGCCCAACAAUAAUGGAGAAUAUCUGGGUGGCAUUAAAUUCAAAACAACAAAGGGAAACACUUUUGAGGCUGUUAUGACAAAUGGAAAACUUUCAAUGCCGCCGACAAAAGUAGAUGUUGGCUCUGGAAUGUGUUUUGGAGUUCAGGGCAGGUCAGGAACCGAAGUUGAUGCACUUGGGUUCAUGUUAAUCAAAGAUCCUUAGUAAGUUCCUAACCGGUUCUAGAGGGCUAGAUGGUGAAACAACAACCUGUGUGGGUUCAGCUUCUUGAUGAGAACAGAAAUCAAUGUGGUUUUCCUGUUAUUGUCACUGGAAUCCAAUGUUUCUGUUGUCCUCAUCAUCUCUUCUGGAAAUGGCAUUCUAUCAGUAAAUCUUGUUGGUGUGGACGCUGGAAAAAGCCCUUCAGUUCAUGUCAAAUCACUGUUUGUGCUCAUCUAGUCUGUAUGAUUUGGAAAAUAAAAACUUCAACCAAA
Molecule: messenger RNA, 1022 nt
Organism: Oryzias latipes (Japanese medaka)
Lineage: Eukaryota; Metazoa; Chordata; Actinopteri; Beloniformes; Adrianichthyidae
Product: aerolysin-like protein
Source: RefSeq, a predicted model, not a curated record